UCAGUAUUUCCUCUAAACAGAAUAUUAGAAUAUUCCAGCAAGUAUUUUUAGAAGGCAAAGUUUGAAGGGUCAGUAAAAACAUCUCAACCACCACAGUGAUUAAAGGAAAGUUCGAAAAGUAGAUUUACUCAUGAAUGUUUUAAAGGUGUAAAGUUACAUCUCUUUUGUUGCAUUUCAGGGUAAAUGUCUCACUUAUAUAUUAUAUAUUUAUUAAUUUAUUAAUUUUGCAGACAAGGAUAGAAAAUGUAAUCUGUUGUUAAAUACUAAACAUCAUUUUAUUUUGCUGGAAUUCUUACUCUACCCAUUCUCUUCCACUUAUCCAAUUUAGGGUCACAGUGGGGCGAAACCUAUCACAGUUGCCAUAGGGCAAGAGGCUAGGUACACCCCUAGUCUGACACAGGGCCAACACAGAGAGACAGACAACAAUUCACAACUAUGGGCAAUUUGGAAAUUAACCUAACCUCACUAAAAGCAUGUGGUUGGACUAUUGAAGACAGCCGGAGAACCCAGAGAGAACCUAUGCAAACCCACGGCCAGACGGUGGAUUCUAAUCGAAGACCUUGCUGUGAGGCGGCAGUGCUAGCUACUGUUUCAACAUGCCAUGGAUUUCAUAUGAGUGUAUAUUAAUGUAAGGUUUUUCAGCUUACAGAGUUAAGUUCCCUAAUUUGGUUGCUUUUGUAAAUUGGAGCUAAAUAAAUAAAUCAAAUUGAAAUAUAUUAAAUUUAGGGAGAUAAAACUCACCUUUUGCAAAUACCUUAAUGUCACGGAUUAUAGUGAAAUACAGUAGAAACAUAUUUAAAAUUGCAGUAAAAAAAGUAGUAAUUCACUAGCUGGGAUCACAUGCUUGUGAAAACCUACACAAAUGUUAGGUUUGCUAACAUUUUUGUUGUUAAUGGCAGAUGGCUUGAGCAUAAAUUGAGGCUGUGGUUUGGGGACGGCCUCAGAGGGGACUGGUGCCAGUUCCUGGGUCAGGCAGAUCCCCAUAAGAAGUGAAUUAUUUGAAAAAGGGAGAGAGGGUGGGUACGAAUCUAAGAGGAGACAAUAGCGACCUCAUUGUACAGGAUACAGUAACCAUCGCAGUGGCAGACAUCAAGGAAAGUUUUUCAAUAUAUAACUGGUUAGGGGUGAGGGGAGGAUGACACGAUAAAAGACACACUGUGGAAGAAAACCAGAGUUUUAGAAGGAUUUUAAAUUCAAGAAUGAAAAAAAGCUAAUAUAAUCUCUCUUUCUAGUACUCUUGCACCAGCAUCAUUAUGAUUAUUAUGAUUAUUAUUAUUAUUAUUAUUAGUAGUAGUAGUAGUAGUAGUAUUUGCAAUGUUGCAAUGCUGGUUCUGAGAGAUUGAUCUUGGAGGCUGCUGUUCUCUGCUCUUAGGUACACCAGUAUUGAUAUUGUGUGAUGCCUGUUUUCCUCAAUGCUCUUCUAGCAUUACUCAAUUUCAGCGCAGGAUCUGCCCUUGUAUUGUUAUUCACUUGUAGCUGAAAGCACACCUUGUGAUCUUUGCAUGGAUCUUUGGAAAACAGGCCAUUUCUCCUCUUGGCUUCUGCUAUGGAAAUCUUGAUGCACUUUCUUAUUCAUCCAGGACCAGGUUUUUCAACCUGAAAAACAAGAAAAAGACUAGCACACCAUAAAAAACAACAACAAUAACAAAAAAUAAAAAAUAAAACAUCACAAACAGCAGUACAGAACCAGGAACAUGUGAUCUGUCAGCCUGAAAGGAGAUAGAGACACACAUGCACACACAAAAAAUGAUAUUCCCAGCAUCCAUGGGAUAGUACCAAGAAACUGAUAAAAGUCGUGUUUAAUUAAAGACUAGAUAAGGAGAAUAUAUUUGCGAUUUUUAAGGCUUUGUCGUUUUAUUUAGUAUUUUGUUUUCUUUACAAAAAAAAUUGAGGUGUGAAAUGUUCAUGUGUUAUGCCCGGAUUUGAUUGUUAAUGACGUCCAUUGUUUUAAAGUACAGAGCCAAACAAGGCAAGAAUUCUUCAGAGAAGAGGUAGUCAGCUGUCUGCAGUAGCUUCAGCAAGGCUGCAGAUCGAUGAUUUUUUAUUAAAGGAAAGUUUAAAGGGCAAAACUUCUGUUAUGUUUGCAAUUCGUUUAAUUAAAUAUUUAAUUAAAUAAAGCUUUCAUGAAAUGUAAAACAUUUUCUGGCAGUGGUGUAAAUGCAUUUAUUCUAUUUUGAAUGCAGAGUGGUAUUACUAUGUUAAUUAUUUGUGCUGUGAGAUCCAAGUUUACAUAAUGAAGUGGCUGAAAAUCUGUGUCACCACCACCUGAAGCAUAUGUGUGAAUGUCUUUCUUGUCUCCUCUGUGUCUGCCUUUAGUGUUGCAAAUACUUCAUUAGCAUCAUGAAUUAAGCUGUGUUGCCAAAACACCAAUUACAUGAAUACAUAUUAACAUCAAAGUCAGUGGUGCAGAGGUAUCGGAGCCUGUCUGAGAACAAAUUAAUAAGCUGAGGGAUAAAAUGCUUUUUUACUUAAGGUCUGCUUUGAAGUACUUUGAUUAUAUACUGUGAGCCAUAUGAAUUUCAGAUUUUAAUACAGGUAUAUUUUUCUUCAUGAAACAAGAUGCGAUAAUUAGAAAUUCUGCUUUUUUUUUACCAACCAGACGUUGUGACUCAAAGGGUGAUAGUAUCAGCCUUCUACACCAACACAUAACUUUUAACACCUCUUUUUUCUUAGAGUUAUAGUCAUCUCUUGAGUGUUUGUAUGUGUACUCGUGCGGUUUUCAUCAGUAAUGAAAUUUACUGUAAUCAGAAAAAUAUAUAUUUCUAUGUAAUAAAAAAAACACCACAAAAAAUGUUUUGGUUUUGUUUAAAUGUGACUACAUUCGAGAUGUAGUUAUCCAUUCAUUACAUCUCUGCCCACAUUAGGCGCAUUUUAAACAUGCAUAUCAUUUGAGUUGAACAGACAAAACUAACCCUGCGUUCAGCAAGGCCGAGAACACCAGAGAACGAAAACGUUUUCUUUGUUGCUUGCUUAAACAAGUAUUUGUAAAGAGUUCACUAUCAGGACGCUUUUCAGCACCAGGAACGAGACAGCGCUCGCGCGCGACACACACGCUCGCGCACAGACUUUAGUCUACGACAGGACCAAUGACUUUCACUCAUUUACAACACGGGAGGCUCCGGGGAAGGCGUCAAACGCGCCUACGAGACGGUGGAAAAGGAUCCAUUGGACAGUUGAGAGACGAAAAGGGGCAGUGUCUGCAGAUAAGCCAAUCUCUCCAUUUCAGCAAGCCAGAUGGAUUUGAAGACGGGCAGCUGCUGAUUAGCCUGGAGGAUCUCCUUGUCCAGGAGAGUGGUCCUGCAGAACUGUGACUCAUCUGCUGCUAUGCACCGCUUAAGGACUACGGUUGUAAGGCUUUGGCCUUUAACGGCUGUACAAAUGGCCCAGAGCCUAUCAAAGCCUGUACCGUUGGCAGUUAAACAGGGCUUAAGGACAUCUCAGCCCGCAAGGCACCUGAACACACCUCUAGCUAGUGAACCCUUUCUUAAUGGCACUAGCUCUAACUAUGUGGAGGAGAUGUACUACACAUGGCUGGAGAAUCCAAAGAGUGUACACAAGUCCUGGGAUGUGUUUUUCCGUAAUGCCAGUGCUGGGGCUCCGCCUGGUGCAGCCUAUCAGGGCCCACCACACCUCAGUAGGACUUCAGAAAGACUGGUGGGGACUCAACCCAGUGUGGAGAAGCUGGUGGAGGAUCAUCUAGCCGUACACUCACUUAUUCGAGCAUACCAGGUAAGAGGGCAUCACAUAGCCAAGCUGGAUCCCCUGGACAUCAGUUGUGUAGACUUUGACGAUGCCCCCUGUACUAUUGGUUUCCAGAACGUCGGCAUUUAUGGGCUGGCUGAAAGUGACUUAGAUAAGGUGUUCCGGCUUCCCACUACCACCUUCAUUGGUGGGAAUGAAAGUGCUCUGCCUCUCAGAGAGAUCAUAUACCGCCUUGAGAGAGCUUACUGUCAACACAUCGGUGUAGAGUUUAUGUUUAUUAAUGACAUGGAACAGUGCCAAUGGAUCAGACAGAAGUUUGAGACUCCAGGAGUCAUGCAGUGCACUCUGGAGGAGAAGAGGACCCUACUGGCCAGAAUGAUCCAGUCAACCAGGUUUGAGGAAUUUCUCCAAAGGAAGUGGUCUUCAGAGAAGCGCUUUGGCCUGGAAGGUUGUGAGUCGCUCGUUCCAGCCCUGAAGACCAUCAUUGACAAGUCCAGUCAGAGUGGAGUGGAGAGUGUAAUCAUGGGAAUGCCACACAGAGGCAGACUGAAUGUGCUGGCAAAUGUGAUCCGGAAGGAGCUGGAGCAAAUCUUUUGUCAGUUUGACUCUAAGUUAGAGGCUGCGGAUGAGGGUUCUGGCGAUGUGAAAUAUCACUUGGGGAUGUAUCACAGGAGGAUGAACCGGGUCAGUGACAAGUACAUGACAUUGUCUCUCGUGGCAAACCCCUCCCACUUGGAGGCCGUUGAUCCAGUGGUGCAGGGAAAGACCAAAGCUGAGCAGUUCUACUGUGGGGACACUGAGGGAAAGAGAGUGAUGUCUAUUCUCCUUCAUGGCGAUGCUGCAUUUGCAGGUCAGGGUAUAGUGUAUGAGACAUUCCACCUGUCUGACCUGCCAUCCUACACCACACAUGGUACAAUACACGUGGUGGUCAACAACCAGAUUGGUUUUACGACAGAUCCCAGGGUGGCUCGUUCAUCUCCGUACCCAACCGAUGUAGCUCGAGUGGUCAAUGCACCCAUCUUUCACGUUAACGCAGAUAAUCCAGAGGCUGUGAUGUAUGUGUGCAAAGUUGCAGCUGAAUGGAGGAACACAUUCCAUAAAGAUGUCGUUGUAGACCUGGUGUGUUACAGACGGAACGGACAUAAUGAGAUAGAUGAGCCCAUGUUCACACAGCCGCUGAUGUACAAGCGCAUCAAGAAGCAGAAAGGAGUCCUGCAGAAAUUUGUUGAAAAACUCAUUGAUGAAGGAGUCGUCACAACUCAAGAAUAUGAGGAGGAAGUAGCCAGUUAUGACAAAAUCUGUGAGGAAGCUUAUACUCGCUCCAAAGAUGAAAAGAUCCUACACAUCAAGCACUGGCUAGAUUCACCCUGGCCCGGCUUUUUCACACUGGAGGGUCAGCCUAGAAGUAUGACCUGUCCUUCGACUGGCAUCAGCGAGCAAGCGCUCAGCCACAUUGGCAACAUUGCUGCAUCUGUCCCAGUGCAGGAUUUUGCUAUACAUGGAGGCUUGAGUCGUAUCCUAAAGGGACGUGCAAAUAUGGUGAGCCAGCGACUGUGUGACUGGGCUCUAGGGGAGUAUAUGGCCUUUGGCUCUCUGCUCAAGGAGGGAAUCCAUGUGCGUCUCAGUGGUCAGGAUGUGGAGAGGGGCACGUUCAGCCAUCGACACCAUGUUCUUCAUGACCAAAAUACUGACAAAAGGAUGUGCAUCCCAAUGAAUUAUAUCUCCCCUGAUCAAGCUCCUUACACUGUGUGUAACAGCUCUCUAUCUGAAUAUGCAGUGCUGGGUUUUGAAUUAGGCUUUGCUAUGGCCAGUCCCAAUGCACUGGUUCUAUGGGAGGCCCAGUUUGGAGACUUUCACAAUACAGCCCAGUGCAUCAUCGAUCAGUUUAUCAGCUCGGGACAGGCCAAGUGGGUCAGACAGAAUGGCAUAGUGUUGUUGCUUCCUCAUGGCAUGGAGGGAAUGGGUCCAGAGCACUCAUCUGCACGCCCUGAAAGAUUUCUACAGAUGUGCAAUGAUGACCCAGAUGUAUUCCCUAAACUGUCUGAAGACUUUGCCAUGUAUCAGCUUUAUGACUGUAACUGGAUUGUUGUGAACUGCUCUACUCCUGCAAACUACUUCCACGUUCUCCGCAGACAGAUCCUGCUGCCUUUCAGGAAGCCCCUCAUAGUACUAACUCCAAAGUCGCUGUUGCGCCACCCUGAGGUUAAGUCCAGCUUUGAUGAUAUGCUCCCAGGCACACAUUUCAGUCGUCUAAUCCCAGAUAAUGGGCAUGCAGCCACCAACCCUGAGAAGGUGAAGAGACUAAUUUUCUGCACCGGCAAGAUUUACUAUGAACUGACCCGGGAACGCAAGAACAGAGGCAUGGACGAAGCUAUUGCUGUUGUACGCAUCGAGCAGCUGUCACCAUUCCCCUUUGAUCUGGUGAAAGAAGAGGCUGAUCACUAUCCAAAUGCAGAUUUGGUUUGGUGUCAAGAAGAGCACAAAAACCACGGCUACUAUGACUAUGUCAAGCCCCGCAUCAGCACCACCAUCGGUCACACACGCCCCAUCUGUGCCACCCAACUAUAAAACUUAGCAGGUCUGUCUGCCAUCUAUUAAACAUUUCCUUUCAUUCUUACUGCUAUCCUUCUGUCAUACAUCACCCCUGACACUUGCCUCCACUCACUGCACCCCACGUGCACUCCUAUCUUCACCAGUCUUGCUUUGGACGGUUGACCCUAGAUAUUUAAACUCACCCACCUUCACUGUUACACUUGUCUCUUUCUAAUUCACACACAUGUAUUCUUCAUGUACCUUCUUCUCCCCAGUGCAUACCUCUGCAGACCCUCAUUUCCCUGAUACCUACUUUCACUACAGGCUAUAAUGUCAAACAUCAUAGUAGACACAGCCUGACCUCAUCUGUCAACCUGUCCAAGACCAAUACAAAAAGGAAGGCGCUCAGUGCCAAUCCCUGAUGUAAUCUCAGUCCCACCAUGAACCCAUCUGCAUCUUCUACCACACACCUCACCACUGUCUUGCAUGUCCUGCACUUGCCUCACAUAUUUCUCUGCUAUUCCUGACUUUGUAGUACAGUAUCACAUUUCCUCUUGGCACUUAUAUGCUUUAUCUAGUGCUACAAAGACACCGUGCAACUCCUUCUGACCUUCACUCUUUUGUAGCACACUGCUGCUCACUGAUAGUCACCUGUCUUUGUCUUCAUGGUCAUCAGUUUUUAUUUAUUUGCACAUUUAUCGAAUGCUUUUUAAAAAAAAA
Molecule: messenger RNA, 6954 nt
Organism: Haplochromis burtoni (Burton's mouthbrooder)
Lineage: Eukaryota; Metazoa; Chordata; Actinopteri; Cichliformes; Cichlidae
Product: 2-oxoglutarate dehydrogenase, mitochondrial
Exons: 23
Coding region: 3325-6270 (981 amino acids)
Biological process (GO): tricarboxylic acid cycle
Cellular component (GO): mitochondrion; oxoglutarate dehydrogenase complex
Molecular function (GO): thiamine pyrophosphate binding; oxoglutarate dehydrogenase (succinyl-transferring) activity
Source: RefSeq, a predicted model, not a curated record